Molecule: messenger RNA, 4486 nt
Organism: Orussus abietinus
Lineage: Eukaryota; Metazoa; Arthropoda; Insecta; Hymenoptera; Orussidae
Product: WD repeat-containing protein 44
Exons: 6
Coding region: 256-3291 (1011 amino acids)
Molecular function (GO): protein binding
Source: RefSeq, a predicted model, not a curated record
UCUUUUUUUUAGGUUAUCAGCUAUCCAGUUAGUAUAUAUUUCAGUGGUGGUAACAGAACCGGGGUGGAGGAGGUAUCUAGAGGAUUGGAGGUCUUCUUUUGGGCCGUCCGUACUUUUCCACGGCCGUCGUCGGCCAAUCUCUCGACGUCCUUACUCCUGGGGUUGGCCCUGGCCUUCUUCGCGAGCUGGCGACGAAUGAACUGACAGAUAUCCGAUGCGUACGAGAGUGCCGUCCCCGUGCACUCCAGGACGACGAUGUCUGGUAGCAGCGACUCCGAGGAGUUCUUUGACGCAGAGGAUGACAGCUUCCAACGGACGUCACGAAGGAGCAAACCUCGAGAUUCGAUUGCUACCGAAACAUUGGAUAAGAAAACGCCGAGCCCUGAGAAACAAGACGACGGGGGGACUUUUGUUAAGCCUGCCGACCCUAAACCGUUAGCGGAAUUAAAGAAUUAUGUGGACGUCGAACAGAGGCAAAGUGUAGAUAAAUCUGAAGAAAAUGGGAAGGCGGACACGGACAAGACCGUCGGGCGAAGACGUUUUCGAGAACUACGCCAGCGCAUGCAAACAGAAGACGACGACAUUCCGGUUAAUAGUUCUCCUCCUGACAGUCAAACAUCCUCCAUAGAAGGAGUUUAUCCGACACCAUCUAAGACAUGUCAUCCGUUUAGAAUAAUAGAACACGAUACCCUCAGUUUACAAAGUAUGACCUCCCUGGGACGCGUGGGUCGAAUUUUGGCUGGGAUUUCUGACAGUGCAUCGGGUGUGCUCGCUCCCAAUGCAUCCCAAUAUCCUUCUACUGUCCUCCCUCGUGAAUCUCAAGUAUCCUCUAUCGUUACUGUACCGAGCAAAGAAGAAGAUACCGCAUCUGGUAAAAUUUCCCAGUCAUCUAGCGUCCAAACCCUGUCCGGUGAUAUUCUUCAAGAGACCGCAAACGACAAGUCGGAUUACCAAACUAACCUCCAAAGUAGUACCACUAUGCUUCUCCAAGAGCCAGACGUAAUUGCUAGUACGAAGAAUAAUGGCAAACCGAUCAAGAAUUCGCAAGAUGUAUCGCAGCCCGUGGUACCUGUGGCACCGCCAAGACGAAAGAAGAAAUUAAAACCACAAACCCCUUCCGAUCUUGCACCUUCCGUUGCGGUGGCAUCUGUCUCCACUUCAUCACUGCCAAGCCCAGCGAGUACCAUUGAAUCGCUUACAAGAGAAUUUGAACAUUCGCUUGACAUUCGAUCAGCAACCAAAGGACAAUACGUCGUUAAGCCUCAGGAUGAGGAUAGAUCAAAGGCUGAAGGACCGUCACUGGAGGAAUUAGAAAGAGUGGAGAGAAUGAAAGCGGAACUCUUGAGUCUACGGUCCAGUGAAAUGUCCAGCAGCCCAUUGGGAUCGAUGUCCAGCAACAGCAUAGGUCGUUGUUCAUUAGGGCCUCACAAGUUGUCUAACUAUGCAUCGCAGGGUUCAAAAGAGAGGCGUAAGUCAGCAGGUGACCAGGACAUGGUGAAACAAUUAAACAUGUUUGUCCGAACGAGAACGGAUUCUGGAAAACGUCUGACGGACAUGGAAAUCCUGGAACAGGUGACGGUGCUAAACCUGGACACCGGGGAAAGAGUGCCAUUGAGUAUAGCCGAAGACAAGUUACCGCAGUGCAUAAACCCUUUGUCUCUGCACAUCAUGAGGCUGACCUCCGAGUACAUAAGUAAUUCUAGUCUGGAGAAGGAAAAGGAGAGCGACGAGGAGAGCGUAGACAGUAAAAUGUCGAGCAUACCCCCUGACGAGGACGUCACCGUAGGGAGGGUACGGAAGAGGACGCAGAAGCUGAAGCGGUUCCUGGGCUCGACGGUCAAAAAGACAAUGGACAAGGCGAAGUCGAUCGCCCAGGAGGUCUCCCACGCGAGACACAAGGAGGACGUGAUGGACAUCGCCGACGACGUGUGCACCGGUGAACAACAGUACAUCAAGCUGAAGGCAUCGAACAGCCACAAAGGACCCUACGAGUUCUCCUACCUCCAGCACGUCCAGGACUUAAGCGGGGAACACAUCGGUCCCGUCUGGUGUAUGAAGUUCUCCGCGUGCGGUCGCCUCCUAGCUACCGCUGGCCAGGACAAAGUAGUCAGGAUCUGGGUACUAAGAGACGCGUUCAACUACUUCCAGGACAUGCGAACCAAGUACAACGCGGAGAAGGUCAGCCCUACGCCUUCCCAGGAGUCCCUGGUCUCGCAGCAGUCCAUGGAAGACCCUAACGUGGUGGCGGUCGCGUUGAGCGAGGUCGAGGGCACCAAGAGCCCUUUCAUGCCGAAGCCCUUCUGCACGUACACGGGGCACACGUCGGACCUCCUGGACGUCUCCUGGUCGAAGAACUACUUCGUCCUGUCCUCUUCCAUGGACAAGACGGUCCGGCUAUGGCACAUCUCCAGGAAGGAGUGCCUCUGCUGUUUCCAGCACAUCGACUUCGUCACCGCCAUAGUGUUCCACCCCCGCGACGACCGGUACUUCCUCUCCGGCUCGCUGGACGGCAAACUCCGCCUCUGGAACAUCCCGGACAAGAAGGUCGCCGUUUGGAACGAGGUCGACGGCCAGACGAAGCUCAUCACCGCGGCUAACUUCUGCCAGAACGGGAAGUUCGCCGUGGUAGGGUCUUACGACGGUCGCUGCAUAUUCUACAACACCGAUCAGCUGAAGUACCACACCCAGAUCCACGUUCGCUCGACCCGGGGGAAGAACUCGACCGGGCGGAAGAUUAGCGGAAUAGAGCCUAUGCCUGGGGAGGACAAGAUCCUGGUCACCUCCAACGACAGCCGGAUUCGCCUCUACGACCUGAGGGACCUAAACCUCUCCUGCAAGUACAAGGGGUACGUUAACGUCAGCAGCCAGAUCAAGGCGAGCUUCAGUCCGGACGGGCAAUACAUCGUGAGCGGCUCCGAGAACCAGUGCAUUUACAUAUGGAAGACCCAUCACGACUAUUCCAAGUUCUCCAGCGUGCGGCGGGACCGCAACGAUUUUUGGGAAGGCAUCAAGGCACACAAUGCGGUGGUCACUUGUGCGGUUUUUGCUCCCAACCCGGACAGCAUCAUCAGGCAGAUCGAGGCACGCGAACAGUGGGAAGGCAAGGACGACUCGAAGGCCGCCGACGGUUCCGCUGCGGCCGCCGCACCCGUCGAUCCCGUCGUCGAGCAACGCACCAAAGGCUGCGGGGGACACGUACUCAUCAGUGCGGAUUUCAACGGCUGCAUCAAAGUGUUCCUCAACAAAACCAAACCAAAGCACAGCUCCUUACCGGCUUCCGCCCUGGCGUAACUCGACAUUAAUUAACCCAUUUGCAUCGUAAGGAAGUAGGAAGGAGAGGGUCCUUAUCACCAGAUUGCAGGCUGGAUGAUAGGGACCAGGAACACAGCGUAUAUGUACGAUAAGGAUGCAAAUGGGUUAAGGUGAUGUCUAGGUGGCAUGGAGAUGUCUCGUUUAUGAAACUUCUCUACGAAUUGAAUCUAUGGAAUCGCUUCGAACUUGACAAUGUGGAUGUGGAAGCUGCGAAGAGGGUCCUGACACUCUCCAAAUUUCAAUUUUUUUUAAAUUUGUCUGUAGAUGUUUUUAAAAUUAUUUAUAGAAAAAUGAUCGGGGAGAUGUUUCAUGAAGGAUUGACUUCUAGGGUGCCACUUUCAUAUCGCCUUAAAGAUGCCGCCUAAUGAACUCGCACCUCCUAGUGUUUCGGCCGUUAAUUGUAAUCGACGAAAGAGUCAAGGCACUACAUGCUAAAAGUAUGCUCGAUGCGCUCUCGAGGAAACCAAGCCUCUCGUUCGACGGAAUUCAGCGCCCCUGGCGGACGCCGAGCGAGUUAAACGGACCGCAUUUCCCGAGUAGUAGCUCAUAAGAAAUGCGCCGACGCUUUUUAGGGUGACGCUAUCGCGUUCUUAUCAGCUCGCUUCGAGUUCUCUUUCGCAUCUUGGUUUACGCAACGUUCCGUUUCACUUUUUUCGCCGACUUCGGUCGAGGGUAUCGCUAUAAAUGGAUUUUGGAGGAGAGUGACCGUGAGAAAAAACCGUGUUAUCCGUCGGAAUAACGAAACUAUCCCGCGAGAAAGUGAUUUUCCGCACUAACGUCGGGUAGCAAAUUUCUAACGCGAGCAUUGGCGCGACUUUUCACCUGCGGGGAAUCCGCGUCGGAUAGGCGGAGACGCGGAUGCGAGCUACUUUAAGGGCCCUCGCGACUACCUAUGUAAAUAAUUGCGAGAGGGGCAAGGGUUAGGUGCACUGUACAAAUGGAAUUGUAAAUAUUUUCAAGUGUCACGGCGCGAGCGCUUAUAUAUAAAUAUAUCUCGACGAUAUCGCCAUUUCGCGAGCUGCGUGCACAAAAUGAAAAAAAAGAAAAAAAAAAAGAUGCAAGGAAUCAUUGUUCGCGACGUAUAUUAUGAACGAGGUGCGCCGAGACGACGCAUCGAUGUAACCGAUUUUUUUAGUUUACCGAUUGGUGAAUAAACAUCAGCAACGAGCCCGGA